This is a messenger RNA of Chanos chanos (milkfish), 2273 nucleotides long. RefSeq names its product CMP-N-acetylneuraminate-beta-galactosamide-alpha-2,3-sialyltransferase 1. Gene Ontology annotation, biological process: sialylation. Gene Ontology annotation, cellular component: membrane. The transcript is spliced from 8 exons. Gene Ontology annotation, molecular function: beta-galactoside (CMP) alpha-2,3-sialyltransferase activity. The record is from RefSeq and is a predicted model, not a curated record. Bases 1003 to 2007 code for a protein of 334 amino acids. NCBI's taxonomy places the organism in Eukaryota, Metazoa, Chordata, Actinopteri, Gonorynchiformes, Chanidae.
CAAGCCAACACAAAGCGCAAAGUAACGGAUUCCACAAGGAAGGAUCAAGCCGCUGUGGAUUGAUAAUAUAGAUGAGUGGGUGUAUUCGCAAGCGAAGUAUUUUUGUGGAACCCUUGAAUGACUGGAUGCCUUCCAUUAAUCUCCUUUUAGGUAUUUCACUGGAACGAACGACACAGAUUGUACAAUUUAUCUUUAUCGGGAUGAACCGCCGAGGCAGGUCCGGCAUCUUAGACGUGAGCUUUCCUGGAAUUUCAUGGAACUGCAGAGGUGAUCUUUGAUGUUUGCUGAGUGGUCAUUUGAGCUUGGUAAACACACGUUUCUCUGCCAAUGUUCCAAUCCUGCUGAGAAAGCUCUCGUCUGGACCCCCUGCUGUCACCCCCUCUUUUUCGAACCUGUGCCAGAGAGUCAAGGUUGAUGAUUAGACAGAGAGUAACAGACACACCAGUCGUUGACCCCAUUAAGUCAACAGUGUGGAGGAGAGAGCGGGGCGGUCCAACCGCUUUGCUGUCAAGCUGACACAGACGUCUUGGCCGUGUGACCCAGGCGUAUAUAUUUAGUGUAUGAAUUGGAUGCAGAAAUGAGAAGGGCCCAGGGUUUUUUUCACACGGUCACCGUAUAACGGAUUUUCGUUGGAGAAGAGGCUGUCUUUUUCACCAUAUUCAUCAGAGGAGGGAAUAAGGAUUAUCAUCGAAAAAGCUUUCUGUAAAACGGAUCUUUCGCUGCCGAAUUUUUAUUGGACCUAUCGCAUCAGUCGACCCCUUCAAACAUUUUGGGCGUGUGUGUGUGUGUGUGUGUGUGUGUGUGUGUACAAAUAUACAACUCAAACUGGUUGUAGCCCAGUCAGGAUGGAGAUCUUUGGGACAGUGCAGAAUCGGAAAACUCUCUGUGGAGAGACUAAGGGAGAGACAGUAUUUCACUGAUAGUGACGCUUUCCUACAAGGAUCUGCUUCUCCUGUGAGCUGCUUCUGAGGAAAAGAAAAAAAAAAUACAGAAACUACCACUAUGGCUAUGUUCAAGCGUUGGAAAAUCAGGACUUUGACUGUGCUCUUCUGCAUCCUAACCUUCACCACAUUUCUGUGUAGCUACACCCUACGCGACCCGUCCUUCUAUUUCUUUAAAUACGCUUUUCGCCUCUCGGAUAAUUUCUUCUCCAAGGGGGCGUGUGCCUGUCGACACUGUAUGACCGAAGCGGACGAUGAUCCUUGGUUCACGGAACGUUUCAAUCAGUCGUUCCACCCGCUGCUGUCCAAGAGGAACAGCUUGCUCACUGAGGACACCUACAGGUGGUGGCAGUGGCUGCAGGCGGAGAGACACCCGGCGAAUUUCAGCGACGUGGUAGACAGAUUAUUCCAGCUCAUUCCGGGUGAGGACCGCUAUGUGGACGCAGGACCUGAGCGCUGUCGGACCUGUGCUGUAGUGGGGAAUUCUGGGAAUCUCAAAGAUUCCCGUUACGGCUCUCUGAUUGACUCCAGCGAUUUCAUCAUCAGAAUGAACCAGGCUCCCACUCAGGGCUUUGAGGUGGAUGUGGGCAGCAGGACCACUCAUCAUGUGAUGUAUCCUGAGAGUGCAGUGGACCUGGACAACACGACCAGCCUGGUUCUGAUCCCUUUUAAAACCCUGGACCUGGAGUGGAUCAUUAGCGCCUUAACCACUGGCUACAUCACACACACGUACUUGCCAGUGAUGUCCAGGAUUCAAGCAAACAAAGACAGGGUUUUGAUAUAUAGUCCCAGCUUCUUUAAAUAUGUACAUGAAGCCUGGCUGGACAGCCAUGGAAGGUAUCCUUCAACCGGUUUCCUGACCUUAAUCUUCGCCAUGCACAUAUGCGACCAGGUGAGCGUAUACGGGUUUGGAGCAGACCAGUAUGGAAACUGGCACCAUUACUGGGAGGAAAACCAUUUGGCCGGCGCGUUUCGUCACACGGGAGUGCAUGAUGGUGACUACGAAUAUAACGUGACCUUGCUGCUGGCAGACAAACACAAGAUCAAACUGUUUAAAGGAGGCUGAACACAGAGUGCCUGUGGUUUAGAUGGCUUCACACUUAACAAACAGGCCUUAACAUAUGACAAAACAGGCCUUAUACACACAACAAACAGGGCUACCUAAGUACAUGGACCGCAGAACCUUCAGUUACACUCCCCCCAGGACGAAAACAAAUGAGUUUCUCGUGCUUGUCUGUUAUUUUCCGAUGCUGAGACAGCAUACUUUGCAUACUCUGGAAUGAGAAGGGACAAGAUAUUAACAAUACACACACACGCGCACACACACACACA